GUGUCCUCAUCUCCACUGUGGUGCUGCUGCUUUCUCAGAAAGCCUUGUUUAAGUUCUACACUCUAUUCUUUGCUGUCCUCCUUGGCAUGGCAGCAGUCCUCAUAAAUUACUACGCCACCUCCCACAUGGACUUCUACAACGCCUACUAUAAAGCAGCGUUGGGCUUCAGGUUGCUGCCUAGAAACGGGCCGACGCUGUGGCUGGGCAUGGCCGCCGUCCAGCUCGUCUUUGGGAUUGGCUAUGUGUUCUUGCUUAACCUCCAGUCUGUGUUUGCUGCGCUGGUGGUCCUGGACAUCAUGAUUCCUCUGUGGGGGCUGAUGAUUGAACUUCCUGCAGAUGUCAGGCAUCUGGUGGCAAUGUUCUCGGGCCUGGUGCUGGCUCUCAGCACAGCCGUUUGCCUCGCCACGAGGCUCAAAUGGUUCUACUAUUCAUGCCGGUACGUCUACCUGCUCGUACGGCACAUGUACAGGAUCUACGGACUCCAGCUGCUGCUGGAAGACACGUGGAAGAGGAUCAGGUUCCCUGAUGUGCUUCGAGUGUUCUGGCUGACCCGGGUAACAGCCCAGGCACUGAUACUGGUUUACGUGGUGCAGGCGGUGGGGAGAGAGAGCGGAGAUGCCACAGGUGGAGCUGCAGAUGGGAGCUCUGAUGCACAGGGUUACCUGCUGAGCUGGGAUGUGUUCUGGGAUCUCACGAGUAACAUCAUCAUCUCUGGCUGCGACUCCACGCUCACUGUGCUGGGGAUGAGUGCUGUUAUCUCCUCUGUUGCACAUUACCUGGGUCUCAGCAUCCUGGCUUUCAUAGGUUCGACUGAGGAGGAGGACAAACGGUUGGGCUAGGCUCCUGUCCUGUUUUUCAUCCUGGCUCUUCAGACUGGCCUCAGCAGCCUGGAACCUGAGGAACGUCUGGUCCGCCUAAGCCGGUACAUGUGCCUUCUGCUGACCGCCAUCCUGCACUUCAUUCACGGCAUGACUGACCCCGUCCUCAUGUCUCUCAGCGCUUCCCAUGUCUCCUCUUUUCGGCGGCAUUUCCCCGUCCUGCUGGUGUCCCUGGCGCUCUUUGUACUCCCCGUGGUGCUCAGCUACGCCCUCUGGCAUCACUACGUCCUCAACACCUGGCUCUUUGCCGUCACCGCCUUCUGUGUUGAGCUCUGCCUCAAGGUGGUUGUGUCUUUGACCGUCUACGGCCUCUUCAUGGCUGACGGAUUCUCCAAUGUCCUGUGGGAGAAGCUGGAUGACUACGUCUACUACGUGCGCUCCACGGGCAACAUCAUCGAGUUCCUGUUCGGCGUCAUCAUGUUCGGAAAUGGCGUCUACACCAUGAUGUUCGAGGCGGGCAGCAAGAUCCGCGCCUGCACGAUGUGCCUGCACGCUUACUUUAACAUGUACCUGCAGGCCAAGAACGGCUGGAAAACGUUCAUCAACCGCCGCACUGCCGUCAAGAAGAUCAACUCCCUGCCGGAGGUGCGCGGUGACCAGCUGAGGAACAUCGAGGACUUUGAUUUCAACCAUGGCACAACA
Messenger RNA from Haplochromis burtoni (Burton's mouthbrooder), 1520 nucleotides. RefSeq names its product E3 ubiquitin-protein ligase RNF139. Gene Ontology annotation, cellular component: endomembrane system; endoplasmic reticulum. Gene Ontology annotation, molecular function: ubiquitin protein ligase activity. Gene Ontology annotation, biological process: ERAD pathway. NCBI's taxonomy places the organism in Eukaryota, Metazoa, Chordata, Actinopteri, Cichliformes, Cichlidae. The record is from RefSeq and is a predicted model, not a curated record.